AGAAGAAUAAAAAUCUAUUUAUUUAAUUAUGCUUUUAUGAUUCCAUACUCUAUUAUCUCUCUCCCUCCAUCUCCGCCGAUUCCAUCUCUGAACUUUCCACUCUCUCUGUAAAAAGGAAGCGCCUCUCCUUCUCCUCCCUCAAUGCCACCAUAAAACCCUAGAAAAAAGCUCCAUCCUUUACCUUCGCAAUGACGAAAUCUCAUCUGGGUAUCAUCCUCUGUUUCCUCCUUUCCUUACUAACCUUCGCAUCUUCUCAAACCAGCGUCGACGGCCCCACUAUGCAAGCCCUCAAAUUGAGCCUAAACCUCACUAAAGGCGUCGACUGGUCCAACCCCAACCCUUGCAAAUGGCCAACCGUUCAGUGCGACGCAAGCAACAGAGUCACUCGAAUCCAACUCAACAACAAAGGAAUCCGCGGAACCCUCCCUCCCAAUCUCCAAACCCUAACCGAGCUAACCGUCCUCGAGCUCUUCCAGAACCAAAUCUCCGGUCCGAUCCCCGAUCUCUCCGGUUUAACCCGGUUACAAACCCUGAACCUCCACAACAACCUCUUCGACUCUGUCCCCAAGAACCUCUUCUCAGGCCUAACCUCUCUCCAAGCAGCUUACCUCGAGUACAACCCUUUCUCUCCUUGGGAGAUACCCGAAACCCUAAAAGAAGCGACCUCUCUUCAGAACCUCUCUUUGACGAGCUGUAACGUCACCGGGAAGAUACCUGAUUUCUUCAGCUCUCAGUCGCUUCCUAGCUUGACGAGACUCCAGCUUUCUCAGAACUUGUUGCAAGGAGAGCUGCCUCCUAGCUUUGGAGCUUCUUCGUUGCAGAGUUUGUACCUCAACGGGCAGAAACUAAACGGUUCCGUGUCUUUAUUACAGAACAUGACUUCGUUAGUUGAGGUUGAUCUGCAAGGUAACGCUUUCUCAGGUCCGAUCCCUGACCUCUCUGGUUUACAGUCUCUAAGUGUGUUCAAUGUAAGAGAGAAUCAGCUCACUGGUGUUGUUCCACCGUCCUUGACUGGUCUCAAAUCGCUUACUACUGUGAACCUAACCAACAACUACUUUCAAGGACCUACUCCACAGUUUGGAAAAUCAGUUGGUGUUGAUGUAAUAACCAAUACAAACAGGUUUUGUCUGGAGACUCCCGGUACUCCUUGUGACCCUCGUGUCAGCACAUUGCUCUCUGUUGCCGAGUCGUUAGGUUAUCCAGUGAAGCUAGCCACGAGCUGGAAAGGGAAUGAUCCGUGUAAUAGCUGGCUUGGGAUAACUUGUUCUGGAAGUAACGUUACGGUGGUGAAUCUUGGGAGACAAGGGCUUACCGGUGCUAUAUCUCCUAGCUUUGCUAAGAUUACUUCGUUGGAAACUAUUAAUCUCUCUGAUAAUGACCUCACCGGGAGUAUACCUAAUGAGCUUACCACAUUGCCUAAGCUUAAGACGCUUGAUGUGUCUGACAACAAUAUCUACGGAGAUGUGCCGAAGUUUGGGAUUGGUGUUAAUGUGGUGACUACUGGUAACCCUAACAUCGGAAAGGACGGACCUUCACCACCGGGUGUGUCUCCUGAUGGGGAUGGAGGAAGUUCUAAGAUGUCAAGUAAGGUCAAGAUCAUUGUUCCUGUGGUUGGUGGUGUUGUUGCUGUGUUGUGUUUAGUAGGGCUCGGUGUGUGUCUUUACGCGAAGAAAAGAGCGCGACCGGCUAAAGUUCAGAGUCCGAACAGCCACAUGGUGAUACAUCCGGAUCACUCUGGUGAUGGAGACGCUAUUAAACUCAGUGUUGCAGCUUCUAGUGUUGGAGGAGGAGGAGGGACAGAGAGCUCUUCCAGUGACAUUCAUGUGGUUGAGUCUGGUAACUUAGUUAUAUCCAUUCAGGUUCUGAGGAAUGUGACAAACAACUUCAGUGAAGAGAACAUUCUCGGGAGAGGCGGGUUUGGGACAGUUUACAAAGGUGAGCUUCACGAUGGAACUAUGAUAGCCGUGAAGAGGAUGGAGCCUUCUGCUGUGAGUGACAAGGGACUUGAAGAGUUUAAGUCAGAGAUCACUGUCUUGACCAAAAUGCGUCACCGUCAUCUUGUUGCUCUUCUUGGAUACUGUCUUGACGGUAACGAAAAGCUUCUUGUCUAUGAGUACAUGCCGCAGGGGACCCUGAGCCAGCAUUUGUUCCACUGGAAGGAAGAAGAGAGAAAACCGCUUGAUUGGACUAGAAGAUUGGCUGUUGCGUUGGAUGUAGCUAGAGGUGUGGAGUAUCUACACACGCUUGCUCAUCAGAGUUUCAUCCAUAGGGAUCUAAAGCCAUCGAAUAUCCUUCUUGGUGAUGAUAUGAGAGCUAAAGUCUCUGACUUUGGGUUGGUUCGGUUAGCCCCUGAAGGCAAAUACUCCAUUGAGACUAGAGUCGCUGGGACCUUUGGUUACCUUGCUCCAGAAUAUGCAGUGACGGGAAGAGUGACGACCAAGGUAGACAUAUUCAGCCUAGGAGUCAUACUUAUGGAGCUUAUUACUGGUCGUAAAGCUCUUGACGUGACGCAGCCUGAAGACAGCGUGCAUCUAGUGACGUGGUUCCGUCGUGUAGCUGCCAGCAAAGACAAAGACAAAGACGCCUUCAAGAACGCAAUAGACCCAAACAUCGAACUCGACGAAGAGACUUUAGCCAGUGUCCAAAAAGUCUGGGACCUUGCUGGUCAUUGCUGUGCUCGUGAGCCUUACCAAAGACCAGACAUGGGUCACAUUGUCAACGUCCUUUCUUCACUCACCGUCCAGUGGAUACCCUCUGAGGCAGAUCCUGAUGACCUCUACGGGAUAGACUAUGAUAUGCCUCUUCCUCAAGCUGUUAAGAAGUGGCAAGCUAAUGAGGGACUUAGCCAAACCAUGGAUGACUCUGGAUAUUCGUCUUCAGCUUAUGGAAGUAGAGAUAAUACACAGACGAGUAUCCCUAUUCGGCCAUCUGGUUUUGCUGCCUCUUUCACUUCUGUGGAUGGACGUUGAUGAAAUAAAUAAUGACUGCAUUUUCUUAUGGUUUCGUUAAAACGUUUUAGUAGUAGUAGAAGAUUGUUUUUGUUCUUCCUUUUUUUCUUUCUCACAAGCCUUUACUUAUGACUUGUUAUCUAUCUUUUUCAUGCAAGCUUUUGGUUUAAGGUCUUAUCAUCUUUUGUAGUGUU
Molecule: messenger RNA, 3142 nt
Organism: Brassica oleracea var. oleracea
Lineage: Eukaryota; Viridiplantae; Streptophyta; Magnoliopsida; Brassicales; Brassicaceae
Product: receptor-like kinase TMK3
Exons: 2
Coding region: 189-2969 (926 amino acids)
Biological process (GO): protein phosphorylation
Molecular function (GO): protein kinase activity; protein binding; ATP binding
Source: RefSeq, a predicted model, not a curated record